Molecule: messenger RNA, 1299 nt
Organism: Scedosporium apiospermum
Lineage: Eukaryota; Fungi; Ascomycota; Sordariomycetes; Microascales; Microascaceae
Product: LysM domain-containing protein
Exons: 2
Coding region: 1-1299 (432 amino acids)
Source: RefSeq, a predicted model, not a curated record
AUGAAAGUGUCCUGUUUUGUUCUCACGACGGCAUUCUGGGCAGUGUUGGCCCGGGCCGAGUGGAUGGUCGACCCCCCAACAACCGCAGACCCAAAUACCCCAGAAGACUGCACAUGGUGGCAUAUCGCGGAGGCGUCAGACACCUGCUCCUCUAUUUCCGAUGAUUACUUCAUAACCGAGCCUUCAUUCGUCUCAUACAACCCUUCGUUGAGCUCGUCAUGCGACCUUAUCCAAGGCAACUCCUAUUGUGUUGAGAGGAACUGGGGGAUCCCACCCGAGGAACCAGAGCCCUCCACGACGAGUUCAGCGGCGCCGUCUACCACCACGGAACCUGGAACGGGUGUAGAGACCCCAUCCCCCAUCCAAGAGGGCAUGACGGAGGACUGCAACGACUUUUAUUUUGUAAAGGCUGGGGACAGUUGUGCCAUGAUUGCCUCGUCGCAUCAUAUUUCCCUCUCGGAUUUCUAUGACUGGAACCCUGCCGUCAAGCCUGACUGCACAGGCUUGUGGGCCAACGUCUACGUUUGUGUCGGAACAAUUGGCGGUUCCACUCCAUCCCCAACACCCACGAGCACGGGACCGCCUGGGAAUGGAAUUGAAACACCGACUCCCAUCCAAGAGGGCAUGACGGAUGAAUGCGAAGACUUUUACCUGGUCCAGCCCGGUGAUGGCUGUGCCGCUAUCGCAUCUACGCACGGAAUCUCCCUUUCCGACUUUUACGAGUGGAAUCCAGCAGUCGGAUCCGACUGCGUCGGUUUGUGGGCCAACGUCUACGUGUGCGUGGGCAACAUUGGUGGAUCUCCUCCACCGACCUCGACCGUGUCAUCGACCACUACCACUACCCCAGGCAACGGCAUUACGACGCCGACGCCGACUCAGCCCGGCAUGGUGGAUGAUUGCGACACGUUUCACUUUGUCGAGUCCGGACAAGGCUGCGCUCUCAUCGCAGGGCAGUACGGUAUUUCUCUUUCCGAUUUCUAUACCUGGAAUCCAACGGUUGGCGAGAACUGUGGAGGCCUGUGGGCCAACGUAUACGUGUGCGUCAGUGUAAUUGGGGGCUCCCCUCCCGAACCGACGCCGACGCAACCCGGAAACGGAAUCACAACGCCAACACCGGUCCUUCCUGGGAUGGUGGACGACUGUGAUGUGUUUCACAAAGUCGAGGCUGGCGAUGGAUGCUGGGACCUGGCAACAGCAGCCGGGAUUAGUUUGGACGACUUUUAUGCAUGGAACCCACAGGCUGCCCCGAAUUGUGCCGGGCUAUGGGUUGGAUACUACGUGUGCCUAUCUCGGCUGUGA